Molecule: messenger RNA, 1560 nt
Organism: Castor canadensis (American beaver)
Lineage: Eukaryota; Metazoa; Chordata; Mammalia; Rodentia; Castoridae
Gene: Inhbb
Product: inhibin subunit beta B
Cellular component (GO): extracellular region
Molecular function (GO): growth factor activity; cytokine activity
Source: RefSeq, a predicted model, not a curated record
CUGAGCUCGCCUCGCCUCGCCUCGCGGCGGGCGCCCUCGUCGCCAGCGGCGCACCAUGGACGGGCUGCCCGGUCGGGCGUUGGGGGCCGCCUGCCUUCUGCUCCUGGCGGCCGGCUGGCUGGGGCCCGAAGCCUGGGGCUCCCCCACGCCCCCGCCGUCGCCCGCUGCGCCGCCGCCACCCCCGCCGCCCGGAGCCCCGGGCGGCUCUCAGGACACCUGUACGUCGUGCGGCGGCUUCCGGCGGCCGGAGGAGCUGGGUCGGGUGGACGGAGACUUCCUGGAGGCUGUGAAGCGGCACAUCUUGAACCGGCUGCAGUUGCGGGGCCGGCCCAACAUCACGCACGCAGUGCCCAAGGCCGCCAUGGUCACGGCCCUGCGCAAGCUGCACGCGGGUAAGGUGCGCGAGGACGGUCGCGUGGAGAUCCCGCACCUCGACGGCCAUGCUAGCCCGGGCGCCGACGGCCAGGAGCGCGUUUCCGAAAUCAUCAGCUUUGCGGAGACAGAUGGCCUCGCCUCCUCCCGGGUCCGCCUGUACUUCUUCGUCUCCAAUGAAGGCAACCAGAACCUGUUUGUGGUGCAGGCCAGCCUAUGGCUAUACCUGAAGCUCCUGCCUUACGUCCUGGACAAGGGCAGCCGGCGGAAGGUGCGGGUUAAGGUGUACUUCCAAGAGCAGGGCCAUGGUGACAGGUGGAACAUGGUGGAGAAGAAGGUGGACCUGAAGCGCAGUGGCUGGCACACCUUCCCACUCACUGAGGCCAUCCAGGCCCUGUUUGAGCGCGGUGAGCGGCGCCUCAACCUGGACGUGCAGUGCGACAGCUGCCAGGAGCUGGCCGUGGUGCCAGUGUUCGUGGACCCGGGUGAGGAGUCCCACCGCUUCGUGGUGGUGCAGGCCCGCCUUGGUGACAGCAGGCAUCGCAUCCGCAAGAGGGGUCUGGAGUGCGAUGGUAGGACCAGCCUCUGCUGCAGGCAACAGUUCUUCAUCGACUUCCGGCUCAUCGGCUGGAACGACUGGAUCAUUGCACCCACCGGCUACUAUGGGAACUACUGCGAGGGCAGCUGCCCGGCCUACCUGGCGGGGGUCCCUGGCUCAGCCUCUUCCUUCCACACGGCUGUGGUGAACCAGUACCGCAUGCGUGGCCUCAACCCCGGGCCCGUGAACUCGUGCUGCAUCCCCACCAAGCUGAGCUCCAUGUCCAUGCUCUACUUCGACGACGAGUACAACAUCGUCAAGCGGGAUGUGCCCAACAUGAUCGUGGAGGAGUGCGGCUGCGCCUGACAGUGGCCGGCGGGGCGUGGCAGCAGUGGCGGAGGUCAGGCCCGGUGGGCUUCUUCCUGCCCCUGCAGGAAGAGGAGGUGAAGGUGGGCUGAGUGUCGUCCUCCCAUGGGGCUGCAGAGUGCCAGGGUGAGGCUUGAAAAAAUUUUCUACUCCUUCCUAGAGCAACCAGUCAAAACCAGAGGGAGAACCCUCAAGUGACAUGAGAGACUCAAAUGCACACGUAGACACGCACAGCCAGACGCAUCCUGCCACCCACACAGAAGCCUCUGGGACACCAGCAAAUA